Fusarium oxysporum Fo47 is the source of this 594-nucleotide messenger RNA. RefSeq lists its product as uncharacterized. The transcript has 6 exons. Lineage: Eukaryota; Fungi; Ascomycota; Sordariomycetes; Hypocreales; Nectriaceae. Gene Ontology annotation, molecular function: oxidoreductase activity, acting on paired donors, with incorporation or reduction of molecular oxygen; iron ion binding; monooxygenase activity. The record is from RefSeq and is a predicted model, not a curated record. Bases 1 to 594 code for a protein of 197 amino acids.
AUGCGUCUCUCUUCUCGCUUGUUACUCCGAGAUCCUGAAACACGACAUAUUAGUCGAACAGUUACCACGACGACUUCAAAUCCGCGAAGCUUCCCAUUCGAGCGUGCCUCCGUCCUAGAGCCACCAGCCGAGUUCGCCAAAUUGCGAGCUACCGACCCUGUCUCCCAAGUCAAGCUCUUCCAUGGAAGUCUUCCCUGGCUCGUGACCAAGCACAAGGAUGUCGUCUUUGUUGCUACACCCGAUAAGCUCUCCAAGAUAUGGAUUCCCCAGACCAUAUGCAUCAGAGAUAAGCUAUCGAGAAUGGUGGAGCAAAUCUUUACCCAAGAAGCAGUUGAGAAGCUGCAGCCGUAUAUCCAGAAGACGGUAGAUGACCUUCUGGAGGAUUUGAAGCAAAAGGGCUGUGCCGACGGCCCAGUCCAUCUCGUCAAGAUAUUUGCACUCCCAGCGCCCUCCUACCCUGGAAACAUUGAGAAGGCCGACGCAGUCCAAAUUUCCUUUUUGCUCCUCGUUGCUGGUAAUGCCACGAUGGUAAACAUGAUUGCACUGAUACCAGGGAGUUAUUACUUUGCCCCAACAUCCAGAUCAGCUAUCUGA